Messenger RNA from Camellia sinensis, 1579 nucleotides. RefSeq names its product 7-deoxyloganetin glucosyltransferase. Lineage: Eukaryota; Viridiplantae; Streptophyta; Magnoliopsida; Ericales; Theaceae. Gene Ontology annotation, molecular function: quercetin 7-O-glucosyltransferase activity; quercetin 3-O-glucosyltransferase activity. The record is from RefSeq and is a predicted model, not a curated record.
AGUUGCCAUACAAAUCAAUCCCACUAGAGAGAGAGAGAGAGAGAGAGAGAGAGAGAGAGAAUGGGUUCCAGAUCAAUGUUAGAGAAGACUCAUGCAGUUUGUGUACCAUUCCCAGCUCAAGGGCACAUCAACCCCAUGCUAAAACUAGCCAAACUCCUCCAUAACAGAGACUUCCACAUAACCUUUGUUAACACAGAGUCCAACCACAACCGCGUCCUCAAAUCCAGAGGCCCCGACUCCCUCGAUGGCCUCCCCUCCUUCCGCUUUGAGACUAUACCUGACUGCCCUCCGGAAACGGACAACAGCAAAUACUGGUUAGCUCCUUUUAAAGACCUUCUUUCCAAACUCAGUGACACUGCUACUUCCAACGUCCCACCGAUCACUUGCAUAAUCUCUGAUGCGGUCAUGCGCUUCACAUUCGCAACUGCAGAAGAACUUGGCAUCCCCCGUGUUUCUUUCUGGGCAGCCGGUGCUUGUGGCUUCAUGGGUUUCUUCCAAUACCGCAAUCUUGUCGACAAGGGUUUCUUACCUGUCAAAGAUCCGAGUUUUAUCACAAAUGAAUAUUUGGAUACGAUUGUAGAUUGGAUACCAAGUAUGCAAGGUAUACGCUUGAAGGAUAUUCCACAAUUUAUUCAUUGCUUUAAACAAUGUGACUUUAUGAUUAAAUUUACAUCGGAGAUAGUUGAGACAACUCUCAAAUCUUUCGCACUCAUUAUUAAUACAUUUGAGAAAUUGGAGCAUCAAGCUUUGUAUGAACUUUCAUCCAUGUUUCCUCCAAUUUACACCAUUGGACCUUUACACUUACUCCUGAAUCAGACCAAGGAUCGUAGUUUGAAGUCAAUAGGAUCAAAUUUGUGGACAGAGAUGCCUGAGUGCCUAGAAUGGCUCAACUCUAAAGAACCUAACUCUGUUCUUUAUGUGAAUUAUGGAAGCUUAACUGUAAUGACACAAAAUCAACUGGUUGAGUUUGCGUGGGGACUUGCUAAUAGCAACCAGACCUUUUUAUGGAUAGUAAGGCCUGAUCUUGUUGCUGGCGACUUGGUUGUUAUUCCACCAGAAUUCGUGGCAGAAACCAAAGAAAGAAGCCUACUCACAAGUUGGUGCCCACAAGAGCAAGUCCUCUCACACCCGUCAAUUGGAGGGUUUUUAACUCACUGUGGGUGGAACUCCAUUAUUGAAAGCAUUUCUAGUGGAGUGCCAAUGAUAUGUUGGCCAAGUUUUGGAGAUCAGCAAACCAACUGUUGGUAUAUCUGCACUCAAUUAGGGAUUGGUGUAGAGAUAAACAGUAAUGUUAAUAGAGAUGAAAUUGAGAGAGUUGUGAGAGAGUUGAUGGUCGAAGACAAUGGUAAGAAGAUGAAGAAAAGAACCAUGGAGUGGAGAAAAAUAGCUGAAGAGGCCAUUGUGAGUUCAUCAGCUUCAUCUUUCUCAAAUCUAGAGAAAAUGAUUAAGCAAGUUCUUCCUCCUCCUAGACAUUAGGGUAAUUAAAGUAACUGUUUUACAAAAAAGUGUCUUCUAUUCCAUUUCAACAAAUUGUUUUGUUUUGGGAUAUGUAAUUUAUGGAUAUUGUUUGUUAUUGAUA